AUGAAGCUCAAUUUACUCGGAACCACCGUGAUUCUGCUAGUUGCCUUCUUACCGCGCUACGAAUGUCGGGCUAUUGAGAGCCCUGGCAGUGCCCUGCGCAUCCCCGCUCCACAGAACCAGAACUCCCAGCAGCAGUCUGGUCCUAUCUUGGAGCGGCUCGGAGAGGAGUAUUUCAUACGGCUUGGCAACGGGGACUCGAACUCUUUUCCAGCGACUUCUUCAAUGUAUCCCGGAGGACCCUCCUCCGUCUUCAACAGAGCUCUCCAACUCCAACUGACGCGGCGUCUCUUACAGGGCAAAGUUGGCAACAUCAGAGCGCUCAUAGGAGACUUGGCUGACCACGGGGACGAGUCCAUGGAGCGAGGGAGAAGGUCCGAAGAACCGCCGAUAUCUCUGGAUCUGACCUUCCACCUGCUGCGGGAGAUGAUGGAGAUGUCCAAGGCGGAGCAGCUAGCUCAACAAGCGCAAAACAACAGAAGGAUGAUGGAGCUCUUUGGAAAGUGA
Boleophthalmus pectinirostris (great blue-spotted mudskipper) is the source of this 504-nucleotide messenger RNA. It is a transcript of the gene crhb, whose product is annotated as corticotropin releasing hormone b. Bases 1 to 504 code for a protein of 167 amino acids. The record is from RefSeq and is a predicted model, not a curated record. Lineage: Eukaryota; Metazoa; Chordata; Actinopteri; Gobiiformes; Gobiidae. The transcript has a single exon. Gene Ontology annotation, cellular component: extracellular region. Gene Ontology annotation, molecular function: hormone activity.